Molecule: messenger RNA, 259 nt
Organism: Parathielavia appendiculata
Lineage: Eukaryota; Fungi; Ascomycota; Sordariomycetes; Sordariales; Chaetomiaceae
Exons: 1
Coding region: 42-230 (62 amino acids)
Source: RefSeq, a predicted model, not a curated record
CCGGAACAGCCGGGGAUGAAGCGCAAGUUGCAACAGGCGCAAUGUCGGUUGUCCGCAAGCCAAGUAUAGCAGCAACUGGGUGCCAGUUGGCGAUUUCCACGAGAUUGCCAAAGGGCGAUUGCUUCCAACCAAAGCGGCAAGAAGCGCGCAGAGAGAUUGGUGAUGAUGACACAGGGGACCGGUGCUCCGCAGUGUUACAGACAAGGGGAAGACGUUGCCUCAACCUCUGAAAUGUGGAAGUCACCCAUCUGCUGCAUGC